CCGCUAUGACGUGUUUGCUGUUUCCGCUCAACCCGGAAGUUUUAAAACUGCGGAACGUGUUGGGCGCGUGCUGUUCCCAAAGUUGCUAAAUGUGAGCAUCUCCAUGUCUGUGCUGUGAUUGGCCGGUGCGUCCCAGUUUGUGCUGUGAUUGGCUGGUGGGUCCCAGUCUGUGCUGUGAUUGGCUGUGAUGUCAGGUCCGGAGCUGCUGCUGGACUCCAGCAUCCGGGUCUGGGUGGUGCUGCCCAUCGUCUUCAUCACCUUCUUCGUGGGAGUCAUCCGUCACUACGUCACGCAGCUGCUGCACAGCGACAAGAAGGUCGACCUGGAGGCGCUUUCUGACAGCCAGGUGCUCCUGCGCAGCCGCAUCCUCCGAGAGAACGGGAAGUACAUCCCCCGACAGUCCUUCGCCAUGAGGAAACAUUACUUCAACAACGCAGAGACCGGCUUCUUCAAGAGGGUCAAGAGGAAGGUCGUCCCCAAGAACCCCAUGACAGACACCAGCAUGUUGACUGACAUGAUGAAGGGAAACCUGACCAACGUCCUGCCGAUGAUUGUGAUUGGUGGAUGGAUCAACUGGGCCUUCUCUGGAUUCGUCAUCACCAAGGUGCCGUUCCCUCUGACGCUGAGGUUCAAACCCAUGUUACAGAGAGGCAUCGACCUGCUGUCACUGGAUGCUUCCUGGGUGAGCUCAGCGUCCUGGUACUUCCUCAACGUGUUUGGGCUACGUAGCAUGUACAGCCUGAUCCUGGGUCAGGACAACGCUGCCGACCAAUCACGGAUCAUGCAGGACCAGAUGACGGGCGCUGCCAUGGCGAUGCCCCCCGACCCCAACAAGGCUUUCAAGAGUGAGUGGGAGGCGCUGGAGAUCGUGGAACAUAAGUGGGCGUUGGAGACGGUGGAGGACGACCUCAUGUCCUCAGAUCUCAACUUUGGGACGUUGUUCAGCCGGGACAUCAAGUCGGCCGCCAUGUUUUAGAUUGCUCCGGAUACACUCGGCGCCCAAAACCUAACGUCAGACGCCUAGCCACUUUAUUUAUUAUAAACAUAUAUAUUCACUUCCUGCCUUUUCUGAGCCUCUAGAUUCUGAUUCCCAUGUUAGACGUGUAGAUGGAAUAUAAUAUUAAUAAAGUAUUAAAGUAUAUAUUAAAUAUUAAUGAAGUAGCGAUGAGGAGGAACACGCUGACAUCACACACGCCUUUCUCUCGCCGUCUCCAACCUGCUGGACAUUCGUCUCGGACAUCUUUUCAGGUUUUUGUCGUUGUUUUUGACUGCAGCUGUGACGGUAGAAGUCCCGUCUAACGAGCUGACGUCACAUAUAAAUGAGUGAUGAUGAGUCCUGGCUCUGAGGUUAUGGACGUUAGCGUUAGCGUAGAAGAACAGCUUUAGCUUUUGGGUGUCGGGUGUUCCAGGGGCGCUGCAGCGUUCAAAGACGGCUGGGACAUUCCAACGCCAGCAGGAACCUUUGCAUGUCACUUUACUACCCUGUGGUCGUCUGGCUGUUACCACGGCGACAGGAAGUGAGUCAGCAGUUUGAUAAAGUUGAAUAACAGGAAGUGAGUCAGCAGUUUGAUAACGUUGAAUAAAGGUGACGUCCUGAC
Messenger RNA from Perca fluviatilis (European perch), 1598 nucleotides. Its product is annotated as ER membrane protein complex subunit 3-like. Gene Ontology annotation, biological process: protein folding in endoplasmic reticulum. The transcript is spliced from 9 exons. NCBI's taxonomy places the organism in Eukaryota, Metazoa, Chordata, Actinopteri, Perciformes, Percidae. The record is from RefSeq and is a predicted model, not a curated record. The coding region runs from base 188 to 976 and encodes 262 amino acids. Gene Ontology annotation, cellular component: EMC complex; membrane.